AUGUGCCAGGAAGAAGAUGUCCAAAUGUUUUGUUUUCUCAUACCAGAUAUAUACACUCAAUUUCCAAAUAUUGCUGUUGGAAAUGCAGAACUGUUAAACCUCAUUGUUUCUUGUAUAGAUGCCUCCCAGCUUCAAGACCUUAUCUGCCAUAUUCUUCAAGGUUAUAUGAUUCUCUUUCGUAAGGAAUCCUUUCUCUCCGUUCUUAUUUCUUGCUUUUUUUUUUCAGCACAUGCAGAAGCUUUAACCAGUAUACUGCUUAUGUUAAAAAAAGAAAAACCAUCAGCGGAGUUGCUUAGACAUAUUAUGAGUCGUCAGGUUCGAUCAAAUGACCAUUUUGUUGUGUCAGUGCUUAAGUUUUGGUCCCAAGAACAUGAAGAAAAACUAGCUGAGCUUGUAACUUCUCAACUAUCUAAAGUUGCAUCUAUAACAAACAAGCGAAAAAGAAAUCAAUCCAUCAAGUCUCAAGUCCCAUCUAUUGAUCAAACAUUAGCGCAUUUAGACCAGCUUCGACAGCAUUGUAAACAAAUAUCGUUCUUCAAUCAAGAAACAAUACAAUCCUCUUUAUUUCAAGUCCAACUUUCAUGCAGUGAAGCACAGAAAACCAAGUUUAGUGAUCUGUUUGCUCUAGCAGAAGAACUAGAUAGUAUAAGAACGGGUAAAUCAACUCGAGGAAAAGGAAAGGGAGCAUCUAAAGGGUCUACAAAAUACAAACAACCGGCACUCAGUGUUAGUGAUGGUAGAUCCUCCGAUGAUGAAGAAAUGCUUAAACCAAAACCAAGGAAAAAGAAAAAAACAGCUCUAGUUGGAUCUGACAGUGACUGAAGCCAAAUCAACGAAAGAAGGACAACUUUCAGACUUCCGUAGAAGCUCUCAUGCUUCUAAUGUCCAAGAAGUUUCCCGUGAGGGAUCAUCGUGAAGGGGAUGAGAAUGUGGAUGAUGAGAUCACACUCUCCUUUUACAGUGAGGAGUGGCCACACAAAGGGCAGCAGCAUACGGAGAGGCCACACAACGGGCAGCAGCACACUCCUCCCGAGGAGAAGAAAAGGCAUCAACCUAGUCAAUUCGGGACAAGAAAUCAACUGUCUAAAUAAAUAAUAACUUUAAUUUAUUACCAAGGGUUUUUUAACUGUUAUCUUUUAUUUUUAAAGGUGGUUUGUUUAGUCAUUUCAUUAUAGUUUAAACAUUCUAACCAAGCAAAGAGAGUAUUGUCUUAGCUAAGAGGAGGAGAGUUUAAGUAUACAUGUGUGGUUGUAAGUUUCAGAUUAUGACUAUGACACAGCUGUAUGUCUGAGGUGUAGAUACUACACAGACUGAUGAGUUAUUGCUUUUGCACAGUAAACUAAGAUUUGGACUUCAGCUGUAAUGAACAGUUUGUUUAAUUUGGAUGUUGCUUACAGCACUGUCAAACAAAAAUGUGUGGUUUUUAUCAAGAGAAAUCAUCUUUUUAAGUCAAAACUUUUAUAGAAAAAGCAAAAGAAUUUUUAUGCAAUUGGAUAAAAAAAUACAUACUUUAUCAUUGCAUUUUGUUUCUUUUGGAACGUCAAACUGGACAACCAUUAAAAAUAAUGUUAAAAUAAACCAGUGAACAAAAAAGUAGAAGCUACAAAGUGUAAGGUUACACUUACCAUACUUGAGUAAAAUAAGUGUAACUUACUUCAGAAAUAACCUCAACAUUUUUAGUGCUUAAAAAUUUUACACUUGGAUAUAAUGUAGAUAAAAAACAUGUUUUGUGUACGUUGUUGGUUUGUCCCAUUAAUGUGUGUGUAAUUUAAUCAGAUGCCUUCAAGUUUCCAGCCCUCUACCGACAAUAAAUAAAAUCAAAAAUGUUAGAUUAAGGGUAAAAAAAUUUGAACUCUUGACAAGAACAUAUUUAAUAUUUUUUUACUUGUUUUUCUCUGGAAAAGCUUUAUUGUACUAUUGGAAAGGGCUAAAAUUAAAAAUUCAUACAUGAUACAAAAACUGGAUUUCCAACA
This is a messenger RNA of Limulus polyphemus (Atlantic horseshoe crab), 1973 nucleotides long. RefSeq names its product integrator complex subunit 3-like. Bases 1 to 822 code for a protein of 273 amino acids. The transcript has 9 exons. NCBI's taxonomy places the organism in Eukaryota, Metazoa, Arthropoda, Merostomata, Xiphosura, Limulidae. The record is from RefSeq and is a predicted model, not a curated record. Gene Ontology annotation, cellular component: cytoplasm.